Myotis daubentonii (Daubenton's bat) is the source of this 4966-nucleotide messenger RNA. It is a transcript of the gene CEP120, whose product is annotated as centrosomal protein 120. The transcript has 20 exons. Gene Ontology annotation, biological process: interkinetic nuclear migration; positive regulation of centriole elongation. Bases 396 to 3356 code for a protein of 986 amino acids. Gene Ontology annotation, cellular component: centrosome. NCBI's taxonomy places the organism in Eukaryota, Metazoa, Chordata, Mammalia, Chiroptera, Vespertilionidae. The record is from RefSeq and is a predicted model, not a curated record.
UCUAUCACCCUUUGUCCUCCAGCCUCCUGGGGCACUGGGCCUGCGGGCCUGGUUGCUAGGCGGAAGCGGGGCGCGGCGGCGGCCGCGGCGGCGGCCCGGGCGUUUGAAAAGCGGCUACGCAGGCGGCAAAAGGUCCUCAGGCGGCGGGUCGCCCCGGGUUGCCGACUGGCCCGGCGGGUGGCAGAGGCGCCGUUUGCCUUGAGUCGGGCAGGGUUAGGAGGAGCCGGGCGCGCUGCAGGAGGCGGCGGCGGGGCCGGGCCGGGCCGCGGAGCGGGGGGCGGGCGGCGGCGUCGGGAGCCAGCGGUGGGGGCCCCGCCGGGGGUCGCGAGUCCCCCGAAACUCACCCGGGCCCCUUCCCUCCAGCAGACCCCGCCUGCGGGCCGCAGCCCGCGACCAUGGUCUCCAAGUCCGACCAGCUGCUCAUCGUCGUGUCCAUCCUGGAAGGUCGCCAUUUCCCCAAACGUCCAAAGCAUAUGCUUGUAGUAGAAGCAAAGUUUGAUGGAGAACAGUUGGCUACUGAUCCCGUGGACCACAUUGACCAGCCAGAAUUUGCUACAGAGUUAGCCUGGGAAAUUGACAGGAAAGCACUCCAUCAGCACAGGCUACAGCGUACUCCUAUCAAACUCCAGUGUUUUGCCUUGGAUGCUUUGACUUCAGCCAAGGAAACUAUAGGUUACGUUCUUCUAGACUUAAGAACUGCUCAAGAAACAAAGCAGGCACCAAAAUGGUACCAGUUGCUGAGCAAUAAAUACACCAGGUUCAAGUCUGAGAUACAGAUAAGCAUUGCUUUGGAAACAGAUUCAAAGGCACCAGUGGAUAGUUUUAAGGCAAAGGGAGCUCCCCCUCGAGAUGGAAGAGUACCUGCUAGCCUGCCUGGACUUGACCCCAAGGACAUUGUGGCCGUGCUGAAUGAGGAAGGAGGCUACCAUCAGAUCGGACCAGCAGAGUCUUGCACUGACUUCUUCCUUAUGUCAGUGACCAUAGCGUUUGCCACCCAGUUGGAGCAGUUAAUUCCAUGUACCAUGAAACUUCCAGAAAGACAGCCUGAGUUUUUCUUUUACUAUUCUUUACUGGGAAAUGAUGUUACAAAUGAACCCUUCAAUGAUUUGAUCAACCCAAACUUUGAGCCAGAGAGAGCGUCUGUUCGAAUACGAAGCAGUGUAGAAAUUCUUCGUGUUUACUUGGCUUUUCAAUCUAAACUACAGAUCCAUCUCUGCUGUGGAGACCAGUCACUUGGAAGUACAGAAAUACCUUUAGCAGGAUUACUGAAAAGGGGUAGUACAGAAAUCAACCAGCGCCCAGUCACAGUUGAGGGUGCUUUUACCCUUGACCCUCCAAACCGAGCCAAACAAAAGCUUGCACCUAUUCCUGUGGAGCUGGCCCCAACUGUGGGAGUGUCUGUGGCCCUGCAGAGAGAAGGCGUAGAUGCACAGUCUUUAAUUGAAUUAAAGACCCAGAAUGAGCAUGAGUCACAGCAUUCAAAGAAGAGAGUUUUAACUCCCAUAAAGGAGAAACUUACUGAGCCAAAGUCACCAAGUGUGUCCCCUGUUAUGCCUCACAACCAGUCACCUCCAACAAAAGAUGAUGCAACAGAAAGUGAAGUGGAAAGCUUACAGUAUGAUAAGGACACCAAACCAAACCCAAAGGCCAUCAGUUCUUCUGUACCUGCUUUGCCGGCCCAGCCGGUGACAGCAUCCAGUGCUCCGGAAACAGCUUCAGGACAGAAGAUUGCUGUUCCAGCCACAUCACACCAUUUUUGCUUUUCGAUAGACCUACGGAGUAUCCAUGACUUGGAAGUUGGUUUUCCAAUCAACUGUAUUUUAAGGUACUCAUAUCCAUUCUUUGGUAGUGCAGCUCCUAUUAUGACUAAUCCCCCUGUUGAAGUUCGGAAAAACAUGGAAGUUUUUCUUCCCCAAUCUUACUGUGCAUUUGAUUUCGCAACUAUGCCUCAUCAGCUGCAAGAUACCUUCUUAAGGAUUCCAUUGCUGAUUGAAUUAUGGCACAAGGAUAAAAUGAGUAAAGAUUUACUUCUGGGAAUCGCUAGAAUCCAGCUUUCAAACAUCUUAUCUUCAGAAAAAACUCGCUUUUUAGGUUCUAAUGGUGAACAGUGUUGGCGUCAAACUUACAGUGAAAGUGUGCCUUUUAUAGCAGCACAAGGGUCAAAUAACAGGAUAAUAAAUCUUUCUUACACCAUGACUCUAGAAGAUUAUGGAAUAUUAAAAACACGUGAGAUUUUUGUCUCUGAUUCAUCUCAGGGUUUAACUGCUGUACAACAGAACUCAUCUUGUCUUCCUCCCGCACCUUGUCCUUCAGAAGUCCAGACAGAGCCUCGUGAAACCUUAGAAUACAAAGCAGCACUUGAGCUAGAAAUGUGGAAGGAGAGGCAAGAAGACAUUUUUGAAAAUCAGCUAAAGCAGAAAGAACUAGCUCAUAUGCAAGCUCUUGCGGAGGAAUGGAAGAAAAGGGAUCGAGAGAGAGAAUCACUAGUAAAGAAAAAGGUGGCUGAAUAUACUCUUCUGGAAGGAAAACUUCAAAAAACCCUAAUUGAUUUAGAGAAGAGAGAGCACCAGCUGGCCAUUACAGAAUCAGAGCUUCAACGAGAAAGAAGGGAACUGAAAUCAGAACGUGAACAGAACCUGCAAGAACUUCAGAACUCUAUCCGUAGGGCCAAGGAAGAUUGUGUUCACCAAGUAGAACUGGAAAGGUUAAAGAUCAAGCAGCUAGAAGAGGACAAACACCGACUUCAGCAGCAGCUUAAUGAUGCUGAAAAUAAGUAUAAGAUUUUGGAAAAAGAGUUCCAGCAGUUCAAGGAUCAGCAAAGCAACAAACCAGAACUCCGCCUACAGUCUGAAAUAAACCUUCUCACCUUGGAAAAGGUUGAACUUGAAAGAAAGUUGGAAUCAGCAACUAAAUCUAAACUGCAUUACAAGCAGCAAUGGGGACGAGCUUUGAAAGAACUUGCCAGACUUAAACAGCGGGAGCAAGAAAGUCAAAUGGCUCGUCUUAAAAAACAGCAAGAAGAAUUGGAACAGAUGAGACUACGUUACUUGGCUUCUGAGGAAAAAGAUACAGUAAAAACUGAGCGACAAGAAUUGUUGGAUAUAAGAAAUGAAUUAAACAGGUUAAGGCAACAAGAACAAAAACAGUGCCAGGAUUCCAGAGAGAUUGCAAGUGGAAAAGUGGAUGGUCCACAUGGCGAUGCCCUGGAAGAAGGUUUGGAUGAUUAUUUGACUCGCCUAAUAGAAGAGAGGGAUACUUUGAUGAGGACGGGUGUGUAUAAUCACGAGGAUCGAAUAAUAAGUGAACUUGACCGACAGAUCAGAGAGGUUUUGGCAAAAAGCAAUACCAGUAAUUAAUAACAUUUGGAAAAUCUUUACAGACUUCAGGUCUAAAUUUUAAUUUCAUUGUAAAACCCUUAAAUGAAGGGCAAAAUGGAUGUUUUAAGAUGCAAUUUUCAGUUUUUUUAUAAGCAAAAAUUGUAUAUGCUAUUGUAUAGUAUUUAUUUGAUUUUACUUACUUUGUGCUACCUCUCCCAUUCUGGUUUUAUUUGUAAUUGCAUUUUAUAUACUCAUUUUAAAUGCCUUUUCAGUGUUCCUUGUAAUUUAUAAUUUCAUGGCUGAGAUUUCAAAACAGCUUUUCAUUAAAUUUGUCCUAGGAGAAAUGACUGCAGUUAUAUAUUUUCAUGUUGAGCCAAAAGAGUACAUGUUGCACUUUAAAGAUGUGUCCUAUUCAUUUUGAAUAUAGAUAUCUUAAUUGUUUAGACCAAUUGCAAAUGUAAACAAUUUUAUUUAACUUGUUUUAGAUGUCCUGUCUUUUUUACUUCUAACAUUAGCAAGUGACACGUUUGAAAACAGAAAACAGGAUAAAUGCAAAGAAGCCAUAUGGUAAUAUUGAGAGACAAGUUAGUCGUUUAUUUAAAGUUCAUACAGAUUAAACUUGUUUCAAGCCCUAUUGAAUUUUCGAAUUUUCAGUGUGCUCUUAACUUUUAAGAAUGUGAAGUAGCAGCUUAAUAAGGUCUUUGUCAGCCUCUUGCUCAAGAUUGCAUCAUUUUCUUUUGUUGAAAAUAGAGAUUUCUUUUUGUUUUUCAGUAAUAGUAUGACUAGUUAACUCUGUAAUAUAGAAAUAGGUACUUUUUUAAAAAAGACUUUAGCUGGGAAAGUAGAAUGAAAAAAAUUUUUUUUCUCCCUCUAAUUUUAAUCAGUCUUUUUAAAAAGUACAUGAGAUUAAAUCAUUGGAUUUACAUAGUGCCAUGUUUGUAUAAACUUAAGAAUUCCUUUACAUAUUCUUCAGAGCCAACAUUUGUCCUCAGAGCACUUCCUACGUCCUUUUAAAGGGUACUGAAAAGGCAUAUUAGAAAUUUCCCAAUUUGGUGAGUCUUUAAAUAUAUAUAGUUUGAAAUUUCUGAUUCCCAAAUAUAAUAAAUUUAAGUAUGUACUUCAGGUGGGAUACAUACUAUUUACUGAUAACUUCUGUAAAAGCAGAAUAGGCCAUUUGGUAACACUAAAUUAAUUUUCUGUUGCUUUCCAAGGAGGUAUGUUUCUUGUUUGGGAAAUUAAAGUCCCUGCAUGCAUUAUAUGGUUUUUUUCUUUAUUAACGAAGUAUUAAUCUGAAAACAACCCAGCAGUAAAUAACAGAGAAAGAAAUUACUGAAUGAGAAAAUAAUGAAUAUGUGAAUCAUAACAAGAAUUUGAAACAUUAAUUAUGGUUAGGCAUUAUCUCUUACCGAAUUCCGUGCCACGUGAAUUGAACAGAGUAUUCUUUUUGUUUUGGAAAGUCUCGGGUAAAAUAUAGUGACUGCCUUCAAUUGCAUUGUGUACUGUGUGUGACUCUUCUCAAACACUAGAGGGGGCCUUAGAUUUAAAGAAACAAAAAGGACUUUGCUAAAAUGGAUGUGUGGUUUAUUUUGCCUGCUGUAAAGCUAUCUUUUGGCUAUGUAUUUUAACAAAUAAAAUGGUAAUCGUAUGCA